UGCAGCCCCCAGGGCGCUGGAGCCGGUCCGCUCGCGGGGCUGCGGGUUCCCCGGGGAGCCGCGGGCUCUCUUCGCCCUCCCCUCGGCGCGAGGACCCCUGCCUGCUCCCCGGUGGCCCAUCGAGUGCGAAGUCAUCAAGGAGGCCAUCGAGCACAUCGGUGAGGCAGCGCUCCGGCCUCUCCAGCCCUCAUCCCCGUGUCCAACCCCUGCGGUGACGGCGGGGCACAUCUGUCCCCCCCCCCAGAGUGGGUUCCCCCUGAACCCGAGCCCUUCUGCCAGCCCUCGAGCCACGAGCAGGCGCCGGCGGGCAGCAGUGAGGAGCAGGGCACUGUCGUCUACCACCUCAGCCCAGGUAGCGCCCAUGGGUGCCGCCCGCACCCUCCCCGUCCCCACGCCGUCCCCUCAGGUGCUGAACCCCGCUGUCCCCCAGUGCCCCCAGGUUCCUGCUUCACCCGUGCUCGAGCCGGGGGGGCCCCAGGUCCCCUCUCUUCACUGGCGGCCACCCUGGAGGGCCCCCAGGACACCACGCUGCUGUUCGAGUCGCGCUUUGAGAGCGGCAACCUCCAGAAAGCCGUCAAGGCGUAAGAGCAGGGAUGGGGCGGGGGCAGCCGGAGGGACGCGGCGGCAGGGCCGGGUGCCGGAGUGUGGCCCUUCCCCCCGGCAGGGGCCCCUACGAGUACGUGCUGACGCUGCGGCCGGACUUGUACACCGCCAAGCACACCCAGUGGUUUUAUUUCCGCGUGCAAAACACCCGGAGAGACGCUGUCUACCGCUUCACCAUCGCCAACCUGGCGAAGCCCAAGAGCCUCUAUGGCGAGGGCAUGCGGCCGCUGCUCUACUCGCAGCAGGACGCCCGGAGCCGUGGCAUCGGCUGGCGCCGCGUCGGGGCCGAAGUCCGCUACUACCGGGGGGGCGGCGGGGAGGAGCCGGCCACCUUCUGCCUCUCCUGGAGCAUGCGCUUCCCCCACGACGGUGACACCUGCUACUUGGCCCACUCCUACCCCUACACCUACUCGGACCUGCAGCGGUACCUGCGGGCGGUGGUGGGCGACCCGGUGCGCUCGCGGUACUGCGCGGUGCGGGCGCUGUGCCGCAGCUUGGCCGGCAACACCGUCUACCUGCUGACCAUCACCGGCCCGGCCGGCGGCGCGGGCAAGCGGGCGGUGGUGCUGAGCGCCCGCGCGCACCCCGGCGAGAGCGGCGGCUCCUGGGCCAUGCGGGGCUUCCUCGACUUCGUCCUCAGCGCCGCCCCCGACGCCCGGCUCCUGCGCCGGCUCUUUGUCUUCAAGGUGGUGCCCAUGCUCAACCCCGACGGGGUGGUGGUGGGCAACUCCCGCUGCUCCCUGGCUGGCCGUGACCCCAACAGAGCCUACGGGACGGGGUGCCGGGGCUCCUUCCCCGCCGUCUGGCACCUGCGGGCCAUGGUGGAGAGGCUGCUGGCGGAGCGGGAGGUGGUGCUGUACUGCGACUUCCACGGGCACAGCCGCAAGAACAACGUCUUCAUGUACGGCUGCGACGGCGGCCGGGCCGGUGCAGCGCCGCGGCUGCGGGAGCGCAUCUUCCCCCUGAUGCUGAGCAAGAACGCGCCUGACAAGUUCUCCUUCCCCAGCUGCAAGUUCAAGGUGCAGAAGAGCAAAGAGGGGACGGGCAGGGUCGUCAUGUGGCGGAUGGGCGUCACCAACAGCUACACCAUGGAGGCGGCCUUCGGCGGCUCCACGCUGGGCGGGAGAAACUCACACUUCACCGUGGAGGACCUCAAAUCGCUGGGCUACCACCUCUGCGACACCCUGCUUGACUUCUGCGACCCCGACCCUGCCAAGUUCCAGCGGUGCCUGGCAGAGGUGGACGCGCUGCUGCGGCAGCGGCUGGGCUCCGGCGAGAGCUGGAGCGAUGUCCCCACCUCAGACCUCGAGUCCAGCACCAGCGGCUCUGACAGCUCUGUGUCUGAGGGACCCCUGGCACGGCCCGGGAGCCCCCAGGGACGGGAGGGACGAGGCACCCGGGAGGACGUUCUGGUGCCGCUGCGCCAUCCAGGGCGGCUGGAGCCGAGGAGGAGGAAGCGGCUGCGGAGCCGCAGAGCGAGGAACGCCCUGCGGCGGCCAAACGCCGUCCACCAGGGCCACGCCGGUGUCCCAGUGAGCGUGGUUCACGCCCCACCGCCCCGUGUCUGCAUCCUCACACUGCUCCCAGCUCGGGUGGCAGCGCCUGGGGCUGCAUUGAGCCCCUCCUUUGCGCUCCCCCAGGUGCCACCAUGGUCCCUCAGGCCCCGGGGACAACCACAGGUCCCCAACACCACCGGGGGAGGCCGCGGGGUGCCGGAGGAGCCCGAGCAGCCGCGUGGAGCCAUCCCCCGUCAGCCCGACCCCACCGCAGCGGGAAGGGGCUCCCACGGCCGUGCCGCUGCAGGGGACGCCCGGCUGCAGGGGGGCACGAGGGCUACGGGGCCCCGCCGCACGCUGCAGCCUGCCUGUGCCGCCGCCGCCACCACCGGUUCCUCGCGGGGCACGGACGUGGCGCUGCCCACACCGGGGGCCGCCGCCGGUGGUCGUGGGGGGCGGCCGGGCCCCGCCAGCCCCCGCUGCUACGCCUGCGCCCGGCGUUAACGGGGCCGCGUCCCCCGCUGCCUGCCGGGCUCCCCCUUCCCCUGCGGGCCCCCGGGGGCCGCCGCCACCGCCCGGUGGCACCUCAGGGCCCGUCGCCGUGGCAACGCCUCAGGCCUCGAAGGCCCCGCCGGU
Cygnus olor (mute swan) is the source of this 2735-nucleotide messenger RNA. RefSeq names its product AGBL carboxypeptidase 2 (gene AGBL2). Gene Ontology annotation, biological process: proteolysis. The record is from RefSeq and is a predicted model, not a curated record. Lineage: Eukaryota; Metazoa; Chordata; Aves; Anseriformes; Anatidae. Gene Ontology annotation, molecular function: metallocarboxypeptidase activity; zinc ion binding. The transcript has 6 exons. The coding region runs from base 594 to 2603 and encodes 669 amino acids.